Molecule: messenger RNA, 26622 nt
Organism: Pelobates cultripes (western spadefoot toad)
Lineage: Eukaryota; Metazoa; Chordata; Amphibia; Anura; Pelobatidae
Source: the annotation of a GenBank genome assembly
GCUCUCCAGGCGGAACUCUCGGUCCCGGAACCUUGACGCAGCACCUCCAGCGGGGGAAGGAAUUCUGGGAGCACUAGUCCACCCGAACCGGCAGCCAGGAGACGUCACUGGCCGGGAAUCCCCUGAGAGACCGGCGGGUACCGAGCGCGAGCGGCCCGGGGAGCGAGGGACAUGGCGGAGACUAUUGUGAGUACCCGGGGGGCAGGGGGUGAGUGUGCACUCAGGGGAGUGAGAGAGAGCCAGCACUCAGGGGAGUGAGAGAGAGCCAGCGCUCAGGGGAGUGAGAGAGAGCCAGCACUCAGGGGAGUGAGAGCCCCAGCACUCAGGGGAGUGAGAGAGAGCCAGCACUCAGGGGAGUGAGAGAGCCCCAGCACUCAGGGGAAGUGAGAGAGCCUAGCACUCAGGGGAGUGAGAGAGCCCCAGCACUCAGGGGAAGUGAGAGAGCCUAGCACUCAGGGGAAGUGAGAGAGCCCCAGCACUCAGGGGAAGUGAGAGAGCCCCAGCACUCAGGGGAAGUGAGAGAGCCCCAGCACUCAGGGGAAGUGAGAGAGCCCCAGCACUCAGGGGAAGUGAGAGAGCCCCAGCACUCAGGGGAAGUGAGAGAGCCCCAGCACUCAGGGGCCAGGACAGCGCUCAGGGGAUUGAGAGAGAGCCAGGACAGCGCUCAGGGGAUUGAGAGAGACCCAGGACAGCGCUCAGGGGAGUGAGAGAGACCCAGGACAGCGCUCAGGGGAGUGAGAGAGAGCCAGCACAGCGCUCAGGGGAGUGAGAGAGAGCCAGGACAGCGCUCAGGGGAUUGAGAGAGAGCCAGGACAGCGCUCAGGGGAUUGAGAGAGAGCCAGGACAGCGCUCAGGGGAUUGAGAGAGAGCCAGGACAGCGCUCAGGGGAUUGAGAGAGAGCCAGGACAGCGCUCAGGGGAUUGAGAGAGAGCCAGGGCAGCGCUCAGGGGAUUGAGAGAGCCCCAGGGCAGCGCUCAGGGGAGUGGGAGAGCCCCAGGGCAGCGCUCAGGGGAGUGGGAGAGCCCCAGGGCAGCGCUCAGGGGAGUGGGAGAGCCCCAGGGCAGCGCUCAGGGGAGUGGGAGAGCCCCAGGGCAGCGCUCAGUGUCACUUAAUCUACUGUCUGUGUAUAAUGCUCACUGUCACUCUCUGCACAACACUCAAUGUCUAAACUUCUUUAGGAAAUCAUAUCAAUUAAACUGUGAACAGUUUUCCCUCCCCGAACUCUGAUUCCUUUCCUGAAACUGUCAUCAAAUUAGAACACUAAGCCCUGAAUGAACACUAUCCUAGCAACCUACUUUUCUACCCUACCCUUACCUUUUGUGUCACAUUACCCCACUCCCUCUAGCAUGUAAGCUCAUUGAGCAGGGCCCUCAAUCCCUCUGUACCUGUGUGUCCAACUUGUCUGGUUACAAAUAGUUGUCUGUUAGUCCCCUCAUUGUACAGCGCUACAGAACUUGUUGGUGCUUUAUAAAUAAUUAUACAACACUCACCGUAGCUUUCACUCUCUCUGUGUACCACACACACACACACUCUGCAUAACACACUAUCACUCUCUGUGUAGCACGCACUGUCAUUCUCUAAUAUUUGCACAUUAUAUUCUGUGUUUGUACAUACAGUGAUAGAUCCUAGCUGUAUAUUUUUAUAUCACUGUGUUUUAAGUAGGUUUAUCAGGCUUGUAAACAAGUUACCUUGCAUAAAAAGAAACUUCCGGUCCACACAAUAUUUAAAUGCAAAAUUGUCCGGUUUAUUCUCUGGAAUGUCAACUGUCUGGAGUCUAAAGUGAAUUUCAGAUGUGAAAAUGUGGCUUAGAAUUAUCUGCAUUUUACCCUGUAGUGAGUGACACUGUGUGUCUGUUCUCGAUCUUGCUGUCCUGCUAUGUUUUUGUUCUUGUGUCAGUGAAGUGGGCUGCUGUAUGUGUCUGUGUGCUCCGCCCCCUGUGUGAUUUAUUGUCUAAAUCAGUAAUUAUGCACAGCUGACAAUUCUAUUGGGAAACAGGCCAGUUUAGCCAAGCUGUAAAAAUGGUGGAGUAGGACAAUUUGGCAUUUUUGCCUAUAAUUUGUCUUCCCCACAAUCCCUGGUUUUGUAUGUUGGGAAUAUUGUGGACAUAGCAUUUCCUGGACAUCUAAUCUCAUCACUAUCUGCAGUUCAUUUAUGCUCCAGAACAGACAUCAUCCAACUGUUGUCCAUGUCUCUAAACAUCAUUAUUAUUUUCCAAACUGUGUUUACUAUACAUUCAUGGUGAAUGUGGUAUAUGCCAUAAUAAAUCAUUUGCAAGUAUUUUUUUCACUCUGAAUAAAUUUUAAUUUUUCCGGUAGACAAUUCGUGUUCAGUCUCCAGAAGGAGUAAAGCGCAUUGAUGCAAGCAAACGUGAAUCAGCAGCGACUUUUCUUAAAAAGGUAGGUUCCUUCCUGACAGCGAUUUCCAUGUUUGUACAGUGACAAUGACAAACACGUCUGGCAUAUGUAGCAGUCACUGGAUAUGGUUUGGCAAACCUUACACUGGUAUAGUUAGAGCUAUUUAUUCCUGUCGAUUAUUUGGCCUAUCCCUCCUGGCACUAAAAGUUAUAAAUAAUUGUAUUGGACUGAACAUCCACAAAUUGGUUCUGAUAUUAGAUGUUCAUUGUUUCUGUCCUUUAAGUUUCUACUUUUUCCUCACAAAAAAAAGCAAAGAUGACUUAAAAGAAAACUAUAAAGUCAGGAAAACAAUCCCCCCUCCCCUUUGCCCCCUUAAAGGGACACUGUAGGCAUUCAGACCACUUCAGCUAAUUGGAGUGGUCUGGGUGUUGUCACUUUUGCACUUAGUCCUGCAAUUUAAAACAUUGCAGUUCCAGAGAAACUAGAAUGUUUACAUUGCAGCAAUGGCUGUCUACCAGACGGUUACUAGAGGGCUUCCUAAAUUGAAACGGACGUUUGGUCCGGUAUCUGGCCCUGGACGUCCUCACGCUCUGCAUGAGGACCUCCAGCGUCAGAUUUUUCCCUAUAGGAAAGCAUUAAUAAAAUUUCCUAUGGAGAAAUCCUAAUGUGAGAGUGGCCAUUGCCGCGCAUGCACAUAAGGUCUCCCCAGGCGAAGCCUGAUCCAGCGCCAAGGGACAUCGGUGUUGGAUUCAGGUAAGUAACUUAGGGGGUCAUAACCCCUUCAGCGCUGCAGGAGGGCUGUGUGAGGGAGAUGGGCACUGUAUGGAACUAUAGUGCCAUUAUAAUGGCUUUGUUUUCCUGGCACUAGAGAUUACCUUUAAAUAUAGUACAAUCUUACCUUUAUUCCAGACUGCUGGUGCUGGCUCUGUCCCUGACCUGCCUCCUUGGCUGACAUCAUCAGAAGUGAUUCUCUCAACCAAUUACAAUGCUUUCCUAUAGGAAAGUAUUAGAUUGGCUGAUAUUCUCUAUUCUGAUGAUGUCAGCCAAGGAAGCGGGUCAGGGGACAGAGCCAAACAAUGCCGUGGCCAAUCAGCAUCUUCUCAUAGAUAUGCAUUGAAUUCAUGCAUCUCUAUGAGGAAAGUUCAGUGUCUCAAUGCAGAGGGUGGAGACACUGAAUGUCAGACACACUGUGCAGCACUGCCUCAGGAAGGAUCUCUAACAGCCAUUUGAGGAAUGGCCAGUGGAGGUAUAUCUAGGCUGUAAUGUAAACACUGCAUUUUCUCUGAUACCAACAGUGUUUACUGCAAAAAACCUGCAGGGACUGACUAUACUCACUAGAACAAAUACAUUAAGCUGUAAUUACGGUAAGUGUAAUUUUUCCUCUACUACUGUAGUUGUUCUGGUGACUAUAGUUUCCCUUUAACUUUUUCUCCACUCCGCACUUCCAGUGACGACAAUCUCUCUCUUCCUCUUUGGAUAAAAUUGGUGCAUGUGCCAAUUGGAUGCAGUGACUGAUCAUGCUUCUCAUAGUGGACCAUUAAACUAAGCUCUCACUUCCACACGAGCAACUGUUCAAGCGGUGUGAAUCAGUAAGAUGCCCUGGCUGUCAGCUUGACUGCCUUGGGGCACUCUUUCCUAACUAAUAAAAGGGCCAAAUGCUCUUGAAAUAGGCACUUUUGUGAAUUGAGAGAAGGGAGAGCUCCUGCUUGCCCCUAAAGCUUGGUGGUCUGGAGUGUCUUUUUAAUGGCUCCCCUCUCUAGUUUUUCCUCUUGUUCUCAGGUAACCUCUCCUCGUAUUGGCUUUCCUCACCAACAAUGGUAUAGUGAGGGUGAGUCCGGGUCUGCUAGUCUUUGAGAAACAGUCAUUGAUACAGUGUUACACAAUCAAUAUUCAGGAUCAACAAGAUAAGAUUUAGAGUAAGUAUGUUGGUUCACAGCCAUUGCAGAGUGGGGCUGGUCACCUGACAACUUAUAGGGAAGGAGAAACUGGAAAAACCAUUGCAAGGAAAAAUGACCCAUCAGGGGAACAGUGUUUAUGCCCUGGCAGAUGUCUCAAUGAAUGAUGGCGCCAGAUGAUGCAUUGCUGAAGCUUAAUAGGCAGCUAAACUUCCAGGGAAGCGAAGGAAAUGGUUAAUUAUAGCGCAGCCAUGAAAUGUUGCUCUACAAGAUUCAUGGCGUUGUGCCCAGCUGCGCAUGUGUGCAUGACAAUCUUCUUAUUGAGAUGAAUACAUUUAUAAAAUAUUCCAAUAUUUCUGCCAUAGAGGAUUAUUUUUCCAAGCCAACGUUUGUGAGUAGUUUAGUAACAGAAUGAGUGUUGGCUUUGCAUGUGAUAUUAAAAAACUAAUUGUAAAGAUCACUGUCCAUUUGUGGUGCAGUCACUCUAGGCUGUAAAUCCAUUCUGUGCAGAGUAUAUGUUGUUUAUCAUAAACAUUUAUUAGAAACCAGCAGUACAUAUAUAUAGUACACAAAAUUAAGACAAAACAACAGUUUUGUCUGUAGAGUGCUGUUCUGGGAUGCCCUAAAAUACAUUUAUGCAUAUUUUAUAGAAUUUAAAAUGCUCAAUUUAGUCGCUCAUACUUUUUAGACCUAUUGUGGGAUAGUGCAGUAUAUACAGGCUGAUUAAAGCAUUGGGGAAAAGUUAUUUUGUCAGUGUCAGUGUUGGGUAGGUGUGGGAGUACAACACUGACGUGGACUCCUGGCAGACAGAAGCUGAAGAGGAAAUGGUGGUGACUGGGUCACUCCACUGCGAUCACUGAGUGCUCCUGUUUAGCAAGAAAUUGGAGAAUCGGUGACAUCUCUUUGUUUCUCCAUUAAGUGGACACCACUAGGGUCAAACGUAAAUGGGGUUUAUCAUCAUAAUAAUAAUUUAAUUUGUAAUUCUGGGUUGCUGUCAUUAUGUAGCCCCACUUAUAUGGAAAGCAAGCUCUGUCAACUGUUUGAGUACGGAUCGCCAUGAAAGAACAUCCAGUGCUCCAGUAGAGAUCAAUUCUGUAGCAGACACCAGAACUCCAAGGAUAGCAUUCGCACUUUGACUAUUGAUUGGGAAUGAGAAUGUCACCCCUUGUCUCGCAGGCCUGGAUGUAAAUUGAUAUAAACCCUGCCCUGUGCGGGAUCCAGUUACAGUCGUUUGUCAACUUAAGAAUUCUACGACUUGGAAUCCACUGAAUCCUUAAUAAAGCUGUUGGGUAACUCUCCUUCCCUCCUUCUGUUCCACACUUCAUUCAAUAAUGAUUCUAAAUAAACUGAUUUCUCACCUGGAGCUUAUUACCCAUCACUGCCCCAACAUUAAAGAGGUUUUUUAUUUUUUGUCUCCUCUUCGUAUUCCUCCAGGUAGCAAAAGAGUUUGGCUUUAGAAAUAAUGGUUUCUCUGUGUAUGUAAAUAGAAACCGUACGGGAGAAAUAUCUGCUUCACAAAACAAAUCGCUGAACCUUCUCAAAAUCAAGUAAGUUGGUUAUUCCCACUGCUGUUGUGUGAAUGGUGAUGUUAUUGAAAAUGGUGUCUGCUUAUUUAUGGUACCAGUUACAAGUAUAAUUUGCCUCCAGUGUAUAUAGAGGUAGUUUAGCACUGAAUGUGUCCGAGUGGCAAGGGAUUUAUAUCUCCUCUCACAGGCUCCUGAAGGGUUAAGAUCAACUCUGGAACAUCAUUACUUGUUUUCCCCUUCGACAUCAUCUGGAACUUUAUAUUAUUAACUGGAAGGAAGAGGAAUGCUUUGGAUUUCCAGAUAAUCUAUUUGGGGCCAAAAUGUUUGCUUGCAGAGCCAGCUCUAAUGAAACCCAGAGUCAAAGAGGACAUUGACAGAAAUAGCGCUCUGACACGUCUGUGCCUGUCUCUAAAGUGAUUUCUUUUUUACAAUAGAUUUGUCAAAGUAAAUGUGACUGUGGCUUAAGACGUCUGACGCCAAAACAUAGUAAAUUCUUUUAUGGGUAACAAAAAGCUUUAUAUUUUGUUUUCACAUGAACAAAACACAUUCAGACUGCUUAGUAUAUAUGUAAUCAUUCUCUGAUACAAUCAUAACGCACUGCGGAAUUUACUGAAUACCAUUGUAAAUAAUGCCAAUAUGUUUUACACAUCUGUUUUUCAGUGCCCUUUAGGUGAAGUGUGGUAUAUUUAGAGAGAGUGAACAUAUCAGGGGUUAAUUCACAUUACAAAAAUUGUGAAGGAUUGACCAGCAAUUUGCACGUUUAAGUCCAAAAUAUCCAAAAAUAUUCUCCAAUGUAUCAAUUUUCCAACAAUGGAGAGUAAAGGGACACUCCGGGCACCAUAACACUUUUAUCGCAAUGACGAUGUUGUAGUGUGAAGAGGUCCCGGGUCCUUUCUUAUCUCAAUGGGUUAAGCUGUUAAUGUUUUAACCCCAAAGUCUGCAAGGUGCGCCCAAUCAGCUCCUCCACUUCUUCUGAAUGUCCGAGGCUUCCAUCUUUAGUUUUUUUUUGUUUUUGUUUUUUUUUAGCUUCACAAUAUACCACAUAGGAACCGCACUCAAUCCACAUAAGCUAAGGGUGCUAAACCAGACCACGGCCAGCACAAUCCCCACAAACGGAAAUCUUGAUAAUUGAAAAGAGGUCCAAACAUUCCAAUAGCUUCAGGCACAUUUAUUGGAACAAAGGGAACCCACAAGCUUGACAAAGGCCCACUUGUGGGUCGAAACGUUGCAGUGUACAUUUUGUUCCAAUAAAUGUGUCUGGACCCCUUCUCUAUUAUCUUUAGCUCCAGACUGAGGUAGCCAUCAGGAUACUUGUCACCGAUGCAUGCACAAAAGGGGAAAUCCGGUGUUUCUGGAUCUUUCAUAGAUCUUCACACUCAAUAAGAUUGGUAUUGGGAAAUAACAAGAUGCGGCACAUUCUGAUAAAUACACUUUGAUUAGACACGUUAUGUGAUGUUAUGAACUCUUAUGAAGCCAGUCACAUGCAGUGGCGAUAGAGAAUGCAGAGUAUGCUGUUUCCUUGUGGCUCAUUCCCAAGUCUUUUCCUAAUUUCUAUUUUCAUUUUCUUACAGACAUGGGGACAUGCUAUUUCUGUUUCCAAGGAAUGCUGCUGGACCCUCCACGGAGGUUAUGGAUACAUCAGCCUUGACCCAGAGUCGACCAAUGAGUGCUCCCCAGGUUGUGGAGGAUGAAAUUGACCAAUAUCUGAACAAGCAGGAUGGAAAGAUCUAUAGAAAUAAAGACCCCCAGCUGUAUGUAGGAAUGCUUAACCAACAAUUCAGACAUUACAAAAAUAUAAUGAAGCAAGCAAUUCAGCUUUGGUCCCUGCCACAGAAGCUCCUUAAAUUUGCAUAACAGAAACAUCAGCUGUGCAGACACACCUGUAGAAUAUUUAUUUUUAUGUCUAUGCUCUAUCAUGUUUUCAUGUAACAUGAAACUAAAAUGAAUCAAACUCGUGUUUAAGUGGUUUGACAGGAUGUUUCAGAGUGGAGCUAAUUAAGAGGCACUCCUCCAUACAGGAGGUUGGUGUGUGCGCUUGUUCCAUGUUUCUUGCCAUAGUUUGAUAGGGUGUUUCAGAGUGGAGUUAAUUAAGAGGCACUCCUCCACACAUGAGGUCGGUGUGGGCACUCGUGCCAUGUUUCUUGCCAUAGUUUGAUAGGGUGUUUCAGAGUGGAGCUAAUUAAGAGGCACUCCUCCACACAGUUUGAUAGGGUGUUUCAGAGUGGAGUAAGAGGCACUCCUCCACACAUGAGGUCGGUGUGGGCACUCGUGUGUUUCUUGCCUUAGUUUGAUAGGGUGUGUCAGAGUGGAGCUAAUUAAGAGGCACUUCUCCACACAUGAGGUCGAUGUGUGCGCUUGUGCCAUGUUUCUUGCCAUAGUUGCCCCUGUGCAGUAUUCUGUUUUUCUCACAUAAUGUGUUUUGCAUUCUGAUUCUUUUGAAUGAUAAAUUAACAGGGUUAGUGAUAAGAUAAUUCUCUCCCUAUCCAAAGAGAGAGGAUCAUUUAAGUUUUAAAUGGAAGCCUGCCAUAUGGGUCUCUAAACAACCAUUCUGAAAUGUUGUAUAUGGGUUAAUAAACAGGUCAGUCUGAUAAGGACUCUUCUAGAGUUAGGAUUGCAUUUCAUGGAGCAUGGGCCACCAUCGUCCCAUGAUGCUCUAUGGUGUUUGAGAGCAUGAUUCUUUGGCAUUCUUUCCCUAGUCUUGUGUGCCUAAUUGUUCCCCUAUUGCACCCCAAGCACAACUUCCUGGCUAAUUUGAAUAAUAAUCAAGUGUACCUGGACAACCUCACACAUCAUGUAAUUUUUUUUUUAUUUUUUUAUUUCUUCUUCAUAGCUGACUUUGGUAGGAAUUGGAUAGUGCAAAAAUAGUUAGGCGGCUUUGCCUUUUAGAAUGCUCUUGACUACAUUCCCCAUGAUCAGGUGUCAAAUGAAAGGCUGUCAGAGAAUCAUGGGAAAUUGUAAUCUACAUCCAGAAUUCUAAGUGUUGUUGCUACAGCGCUAUGGAAUGUGAUGGCACUAUAUAAAUAAUAAAAUAAUAAUACAUUAACCAGCAGGUAUUCCAUAGCACAGAGACUCUGUAACGCAGACACACUGUUACAGCUUAAUGAAGCUGAUAAAGCAUACAGAUCCAUACAUAUAUUUUAGGUUUUAUGAGCCAAUGAAGACUAGUUGGUGCUUUCCAUGUUCCUGGCCAACAUUAACAUUUAGAAGAUUUUUACAAAAUAUUUAAACAAAAAUCUAUUUACAAAAGAAUUAUAUAUGUGUAUGGCUGUGCUUAGGCAUUUAGAAAAACAUAUCCCCUAUACUGUCAGAUUAUCCAGUGAAUACAACAACCAACUGAAUUUAAAAACCAGAUAAAGUGAGGUGUAUGUCUACAUUUCAUUAUGUCGGCUGCAUUAAACGGUAUUUCUUUCAAAAAAUAUAUAUAUAGAUUUUUCCGUACCCUAAAACUGCAACUCCGUAUUGUUUGAGUAUUUUACGGGAUGUGCUGGUAUUUCUGUGAAUACUGCUAGCAGUGCACAUGGCCCACUUCCAGUAAAUAAAGUUGCCUUGCUAAUACAAGCUAUUUUACAGGGAUUUUAUUGCAGGGCUCUCCAUACCUUGUCCUAUCUCUUUGCUGUUCAGGAUUCAUUAACACGAUGCUCUGUGCAGGCUCCUAUAAAUUAAUGAGGGGAUUUAAAGAACAGUCAGCUCAGAAUUGUUUUUAAUAUAAUAAUUAUUUUAUCAAGUUGUGACAGGAAAUAUUUGGUUUUAAAUGAAGAAAAUGUAGAAAUGUAAAAAAUGAAAAACUUCUCUACCUUAGGAUCUAUCAGACAUAUACAUACACCCAUUCACCGAGGGUCAGUCUGUGUUUGAAAACCAACAGUUAGUCUCUAUGGUAUUCACUGUUUCUUUGUAUGGAGUGAAGCCGGGAAGACCAUAGAGACUAACUGUAGGUUAUCGUGUCAUAUACUAAUGGUAGGGGAUUCCUCUUUUUUACUUAACUUGCCGAUAGGAUUAUUAUAUUAAUUAUUAUAUUAAACAAUCAUUUUCAGGUGACUUUUGUCCUUUUAAGAGACCUGAGCUAUGAACUUGUUUUUUGUUUUUUUUCUUGGCUUGAUAAGGACCAGCACUCGAAAACAGCAGGAGAUAAACAGUUUAUUGUAACAUUGCUUUUGUAAACAUUUUAUGUUAUAUUUCUUUUUUUACUUUUUGGCUUGUAGGAUGUCUUAACAUUUGUUAUUCAUUAUUUGUUUGUGAUUACAUUGUUAGCAAUUUGCAAUAAUAAUAUAAAGUGUUAUUUUCCACGAAUAAAGUGCAAUGUCCAAAUAUUCAGAAAGGAUUUAUCACAUUUACACUUUUCCGUGUUGUUACAUGCAUUCAUGAUAGCAAAUUAAUCAGCAUAAACCUGAACCUGCUAACUUUUUAUGUUUUUUUUUUUUUUUAUUGUCUCCAUCCAGAUGUCGCCAUGGACCUCAGGGUAAAUGUGUACACUGCGUACCCCUAGAGGUAAGGCCCUUUUAUCAUUUUAUAGCGACUCGUAGUCUUUUGUAUUUUUUUCCAAGGGGGAGGAGGGCUAGAUUGAUGUUUACAUUUUGUGUUUGAUCACUCACAGCCCUUCGAUGAGGAUUAUCUAAAUCAUUUAGAGCCCCCAGUCAAACACAUGUCCUUCCAUGCCUACAUCAGGAAGCUGACCGGAGGAGCGGACAAGUAAGUGAAGACCAUUCCAGAAAUUGUAGCAUUCUCUACAAAGUGGGAUUUGUAUUGUAAUAAGUAUGAAAAGCUAUUCAUUGGAAAAUCUGUAAAUGUGAAUCAGUCACCGGAAACCAGUGGAAUGUUAAUGUUGUCUGUGUUUACAUAGCAUCGUUAUUUUUGUUGGCUUUAUUCAUCAGGCACAUAAAUUGUAUGUCGUUUUUUUUUUGUUUUGUUUUUUUUAACAUUCUUUAUUUGUAAAAAGGCAAGACAAGGCAUCCAAUAUACACAAAAUAUUGUAAGCAGUACAGAUUAUUUUGUAGCUUUAGUGACAUUCAGCGUCAAUUUCCGUCCUCUAUUUGUAAGUCUUUGCAUCUUUUAAUGAAUCUUUUUAUUAAUUUUUUUUUUUUUUUUUUCUCUCUGCCUGCAUCAGACGCCCUGCUCGUCCUGGUGUUUUUUGUUGAAUAAAAAUAUAAACAUGAUAAACUAAAGUUACAAUGCUAACAGAUAUUGUUUCAACAUAUUGUUUCUUGGUUGCUCAUAUGUAUCUCAAGUCAAAUGUUUAUAUGUCCAGCUUGUAAACAGAUCCAUUUUCUUUUCUCGUUAUUUUCAUUUUCGUCUGUCUACACGAUAUAGUAGUGCAUUGUAUAUAGGAUUAUAUAAGAGUAAGAAGAGAAUGGAUGUGAGAGAUUCUCACAUACUAAAGCAAGAGAAGAGAGUGAGGAGAAUGUGAGGAAGGGCGUAGAGGGGGGGGGAGCGAUCAGAGAAUUCUCUAUUUGUCAGAGGUGGGCCUAUCCUAGGUCUAUUGUGUCCUUCGAUGUCUAUUGUGCAGGCUUCUCACAUAGGGGUACAAUUCUCUGUAAGUCCCUUAAAUCUGGCGGAUGAUAUACAAUAGGUACUGACUAUGGAGGUGUCAAGUAUUCGCUGUGCUAGCUAUCCAGGGGCCCCAUAUUCUUUCAAACUUUUUUGUUGUUCCUCUAACCCUUGCUGUCAAUUGAUCCAUCAGGCAGGUAUUGUUAAUGUUUUGUAUCACCACAGAAAAGCUUGGAGCCUCUCUCUGCAGCCAGACCUGUGCCAAAGCUCUUCUAGCGGCCAGAUUUACCUUAUGUAUCAGAGCCUGUUCCAGUUUUGUCCAGUUGUCCAUAGUUCUAGCCAGUAGGAACAUCCAUGGGUCUAACUUAACCUCUUUCUCAAAUUUAUCUUGUAAGAGCUGUGCUAUUAAUUGUAUGUAGUUUUGUCUUCUGAAACAUGGCGUUUCCUUCUUGCCUAGUACAUCUGAAGGCCAGUUUGAUAUAUUAAUCAUUCACUUUAAUGACAUUAUGGAUUAUAUAUAUAUAUAUAAAACAAGGGGGGUUGGCUGCACUCACCUGAACAUGCAUAAAUGGGGGUGCUGCUGGGGGCCAAAUAAUACAAUACACAAGAUCCAGCGCACUCACAUAUCCACUAAACAGCAACUUCAAUGUUGAAAGAUUUUAUUAGUUUUUUUUAAAAACACCUAAUCUAGGCAAAAAUAAUGGGGGUUUAGCUACAUUAUAUGAUCAACAUUGAAGUUGCUGUUUAGUGGAUAGGUGAGUGCGCUGGAUCUUGUGUAUUGUAUUAUUUGGCCCCCAGCAGCACCCCCAUUUAUGCAUGUUCAGGUGAGUGCAGCCAACCCCCCUUGUUUCAUAUGUAUAUAUUUGGGAGUCUAGCCAACUCCUUGGUUUUGCACCCCUCCCUGUCACAGGUGCCUCAUCCCAGGGCCCUAUUUAGCCUUGUACUGCAGAGAGCCCAGAUGGAAUUUCUUUCCCCAAGUAGGUUAAUCUCAUAAGAGCAGACAUUAGGCUGUUAGUGUAGGACCUGCCAAAGAUGGGGUACAUUGACGUUGUGGCAGGCUUAUACACUGUAUGAUCAUAUAAUGUAGCUAAACCCCCAUUAUUUUUGCCUAGAUUAGGUGUUUUAAAAAAAAAUUAAUAAAAUCUUUCAACAUUGAAGUUGCUGUUUAGUGGAUAGGUGAGUGCGCUGGAUCUUGUGUAAUAUAUAUAUAAUAUGUGUGUGUGUGUGUUUUACAGUAGCAGCUGUAUUGGCCUCUGUACCUAUGGUUAAAAUGGUACCAGCACCCCGGCUUACAUAAAAUGGAAAGGUUUUAUAUAAUUGUUCAAGCAAUACUCUACUAUUCCCCACCACCUUUUUAUUCUGUAUCUGGCAAUACCUAAAUUGUGUGAAAAGUGAUACGUUUGCCCACCUCUUCCUUUUUUUUUUUUUUUCUUCUCUAUUUCAUGUGUGCAGAAUCCAUGAAAUUUUAUUCUUACCAUUAAGGUGCAAAGGCAGAAAAUGUCAGCAGGUAGUUAGAUCAUGUUGUUAGAGAUUAAAGCAUUCAUAACCCAAACCUGCUUCUUGUUCUAGAUCGAUGUCCCAAUUACCUGGGUUAACACAGGUUAAGUAACGCAGCUUUAAUAUCUCAAUCUGUCUGUUUUCAGGGGGAAAUUUGUGGCCUUGGAAAAUAUCAGCUGUAAAAUCAAAUCGGGCUGCGAGGGGCACUCCCCAUGGCCCGAAGGGAUAUGUACCAAAUGUCAGCCGAGUGCCAUCACGCUUAACAGACAGGUACGGUUCAUUGUAUGACAUUUUUGUUUAGAUUACCAGUGAGCUAUUUCUGUGAAACUUUAUGCAGUGGGUGUGAACAAUAUUGGGAAGCAGAGAUACAGUAGGAUGACCUGUAUGUUCUUUUCAACACUACCCUACACUAGUAACUAUGAGUUGACAAUUUGAUUAACAUUUACUUUUAAUGUUAUUUUAACUCUUCUCAUUAUUUCACCUUAGAAAUACAGACACGUGGAUAAUAUUAUGUUUGAGAACCAUACAAUCGCAGAUCGUUUUCUGGACUUUUGGCGCAAAACUGGCAACCAGCGCAUUGGCUACCUCUAUGGUCGUUACACCGAACACAAAGAUAUUCCACUGGGUCUUCGGGCAGAGGUAGCUGCUAUCUAUGAACCUCCACAGGUUAGUCCUAAAUGGCCACACACCAAGUACACAAGUCACUGACCAGGCUUGAUGUGAGCUUGUGAUUGGAAUCCUUGUGCAGUAUCGAUGACAUUGGAACAAAACAUUGCAUUCUCUGGAACCAUGUCUAACAUUUAUGCUUGCCCAUAUGGUGUUGAUACCAAGGGAAAGGCUCUAAAUAUUGUUUCUCUACAAUCACAACCUAGCAAACCGUGGAAAAGAAAUCUAAUGUUCAUUAUUCAGAAAUUAUUUUAUCAGGGGAAAUACACAGGGAUUUCCAAUCUUACAUUGUGAAUUUGUGUGAUUGAAUGUUUCUUUAAACAAUAAUGUGUCCAGAAAUGUCACAGUUCCAGAGUGCAUCUCACUGUAUAUUAUUUUGUUUUGUAGAUUGGAACGGAGAACAGCGUGGAGCUGCUUGAUGAUCCAAAGGCUAAAGUGGUGGACGAGAUAGCAGCCAAACUUGGACUUGGAAAGGCAAGAACCAAUCCCGAUUUCUAUAUAUUAAAUAUAGUGUAUCCUAAUGCAAUAGGUCCCAUGGAUUCCCAAUAUCAUAAUGUAAUAGGUCCCAUGAAUGUGUGCGCUGGAUGGUCUGCCAUCGAAGAAUAAUAUCGCAAAGCUACUUUACAUUCUUUAUUACUGUCGUACCUCAGCACAGGAAUAGAUUUCGUACAGAUUUGUAUAAUAUGUGGAUAUAAAGUCUGUAUUCUCCCCUAAAUGGUAAUUGUCUUGUAAUAUCUUUCUUCAAAUGUAGUUUUGUUGUAAACUGGUUCAAACUGUUUGUUCAUUUUCUGUUAAGGUUGGCUGGAUUUUUACGGAUCUUGUUUCAGAAGACACAAGGAAAGGCACUGUCCGGUACAGUAGAAAUAAAGUAAGUUGUGUCCGUUUCGUGCAGACUCUCAGCUGAAAGUCUUAAAAUAUGCCAGUCACAAACAAAACCUUCUGCCCCUUUCCAGGAUUCGUAUUUCCUGAGUGCUGAGGAGUGCAUCACUGCAGGAUACUUCCAAAACAAACACCCAAACCUGUGCCGUUUGUCGCCAGAUGGACAUUUUGGCUCCAAAUUUGUCACUGUUGUGGCCACAGGUAGAUGCUGACUCCCUUUGCUCAUAGGUUGGAAGGAAGCAACUAGGAAUCCUGAACUUUGCUUCAGAAAACAUUCUGCAACACUUCACUUGUGUCAUGAAAUCUUGGGGCUCAUUCGCUAAAUUGGCAGAUGUGGUGAUUAACUAUCCGGCUUCAGAGAUUGGAGGUUUGAUCUCGACCAAGUUGGUUAUCAGCUCACCAAUUUUACCUGUUUAGUGAAUAAACCCAGCUUGUUUUUUUUUUUUUUUUUUCUUCUUCUAGCAGUAUAUACUGUGUUGCACUCCCCUGUAGUGUAUAGUCCUCUCUAAGCAUCUCUUUGUAUCUACACGACCGAUUAAUGUUUGGCUUUCUUCUCAUUUUCAAAAUACUGAAACCUGAAUUAUGACUCCAGACAAUUUCCAUUUAAAAUUAACAUGAUUGGUAUCAGCGCCAGACCUGCAACUGUCGCAUUUUCCCACGUGGGAAGGUCUUGACCUCAAUGAGCUCCUGAGUUUGUGGCAUUGAGGUGUUGGCCUAUCGACUAGCUCAGGGCAGGAGGGACGCCACUCCCUGGAGAUAUCAAGAUGCUCAACCCAGCGGAUAUUCUCUUACGGCUUUAAAUCUGCCAACUAUGGGAGUAGGUUAAAUGUCUGAGCCUUCGCAUAUGGUGACCUACAACCUCAACAUUAGGGUUUUGCUGUCCCCGUAGCCAUCACCCUGGUUUAUUUAUUGUUUAAUUUUCUAUGGUUUUAUUUUGUUUUCUUAUGUCUUGUUUUGCUCCAUCACUUUUAUUUGAAUGGAAGUAAAUCCUGUUGCCAUACAUGCUUUUAGGGCCAUACCAUUAUCUCCCAAACUUGGUACUCUGUACUUUAUUCCUUCCUUAAAUCCCUGAGCUUAUUCAAGGUGUAGUAACUUAAUAAUAAAAGCAGAUUGACAAAAAUCAGAAAAUGAAGGUAAUAAAUUGUCACGAGGACCGAUGUAAUUAUUUCUAAGACCUUUGUUCCUUUGCUGCUUGUUUCAGGGGGACCAGAUAACCAGGUGCACUUCGAGGGAUACCAGGUAUCUAAUCAGUGCAUGGCUCUGGUUCGGGAUGAGUGCUUGCUGCCCUGCAGGGAUGCUUCAGAACUAGGCUAUGCCAAAGAAUCCAGCAGUGAACAGUAUGUGCCUGAUGUCUUCUAUAAGGUCAGUCUUCUUUAACAAAGGCCAGUCUUGGUAACACACAAAAUACUGUUCGUCUCUUGGGCGGCAGCAAUAGCUAUAGACUACUUUAACCCAUACACAUAGAACAAGAGCAAAAAAAACGUUACCUGCACACUAUUCCAAAUCCCUAUACACAUUUAAAUAACAGGAGUUUAGUUUCACUCCAGUGGCCAUUAAAGUGUAAGCUCACUUGCCACGUCAAGGCAAACCUCUUGUGCUAGUCCUACACAAUUCCCCUGGCUGAUUUCAGGUAAAAGGCAAAACCUCUAAUGAAACGGAAACUAUGUUUUUACUUUAGAUAUCUCCGUUAAUGUGACUUUAGAUCAUACGUUCAUAUGUCCUCAUCAUAAUAAUAAUAAUAAUAAUAUGAUGCGUAUCCCAACUCAAGAAUAUCUUCAGAGACAAUCAAAAAGUUAUCCAAUUCCCAUGCUUCUCUCAUGCAUAUUUGUAUUCAUUUACGUAUUUACGUAUAUUUGUAUACAUUUUACUACUCAGACACUUUUUUAAAAUCAUGUGACUUGCAAGAUGAGCAGUAAUUCAUCUAGAAUAGCAUUCAUUCCCUGUCCAUCCAUCAAGUCAGGAAACCUCACUCUCCAUCCUUUGCAUGCUAUAUUACCUGCAGCUGGCUCAGGGAUAUGACAUCAUGUGAACCCAGUGCUUCCCAAAACAGUCCAGGAUUUAGGGAUUACGCAGUGGUUUUUGUAAUAAAUACACCGUAGACACAAUUGGGUAAUCCCUAAAUCCUGAACCAGUAAUAAUAUGGACUGGUUUGCCAGGUGCCAUAUUAGCAUUUUUUAUGUGUGCCAAUAAAUAAAUAUAAUUUGUAAUAGUAAUCUAUUGCUAGUUCAUUGCUUCUUCUUUCACUACUGCAGGACGUAGACAAAUUUGGCAAUGAAAUCACCCAACUGGCACGACCACUUCCCGUAGAGUAUUUGAUCAUUGACGUAAGUAUAUCUGUGGCCGUAUUACUUUGGAUCUAUGGAUUAUAUAUAGUGUCUGUGUGUGUGUAAACAGGAUUCCGGUCGCCGUUAAAUCGUGCGCGCGCGUGUGUGUGUGUAUAUAUUAUAUAAAAUGGAUAUAUGAUUCCAGUCUCCAUUAGCCACUCCCAAAGUUAAGCCAUGUGUGAUAUUGUAUCCCUUCCUUGCUUUACAUUUUGUCACUGAGGAAACAAAAAUAACAUUCUGGCCAAAAAAUAAACCUUACUACUCGUCGAAAUAAAAUGGUGUGUUGGUCUUUUACAUUUGACUUCCUUUUUGUAACAAAGUGACAAAAAAUUAAAUUGUAUUAAAUAGGCUGAUUAUAGGUAUUUAUUGUGUGUGAAUGCUGAUUAACAAAAGUGACCACACUAUUUAGAACAUUGCAGACAGCAUUUAAGCCCUGAAAUGUGCCUAGGGCCUUUUUGCCUAAUUUCGGCAUCCUGUCUUAAACAUAGUACAAUCUCUUUUGAUUGGUUCACCUGUGCUAACGCAGGAAUGUUAACAGUUUAGGGGUAUGUCAAAAGGGUGUAUUUAGCCUGCUAUGUGAUUGUUACAAACUUUCCUUCCCACCUUCUAGAUCACGACCACAUUCCCCAAGGAUCCUGUCUACACGUUCUGCACCUCCUCCAAUCUGUUUGCCAUUGAAAACAGAGAUGCCCUGGGUGAAACUCAGGUGAGAAUGAUGUCAAAUGUAGUUUUAUAUGCACCUUGCUUGUAACUGCAUGAGAUGACCUGUAGGGGGACGUAGGUUUUCAUGUAAGAUGUCUUUUAAGAUCUCUAUCUAAGCUUUCCUACUGGCUAUUGUAGAACUGAAACUGCCAUGAUGCUUUGCCAGCCAAGCUUGAGGAAUAACUUUAGACUACCAGUAUUCUGGCAUCUGUGACCUUACUUAGUCUAGUGGGGCUCUGUGUGCUGUUAACGGGAAUGGACAUUGGACACGUGGUUUUAUUGGUGGCAUGAACGGUUAUUCAAUCUGUAGUGAAGUAAACUCCAUUAAAAAGCUACAGAACAGAGAUUUGCCGUAACCCCUGGAUUCAUGUUUUCUCUCCCUAAGGACUUCCACAGUUUGGCCAACUACCUUUCCCAGAAUUCAACCUCCAAUUUUCUUGAGAUCAUCUCUGACUUUCAUUUGCUUCUUUUCCUGGUAACCAACGAGGUUAUGCCUCUGCAGGUAAGCAUCUGGAACCAGGUCGUCGUGCUUCUGAUUAGAAUAUGUUGAACAGCUGAGUGUAAAGUUACAAUAAGCUGGUCUUUUAAAGGCUUUUUGUGCUGUCCGCAUCUGAUUCAAAAAACAUCUGUAUUUACAUCGGUGCUAAGCGGUGCUUUUCAGGUGAGAGAGGCUCCUGGCUGAGCAGGAAGUUCCCAUAAGACCGGAAACCAGAAGAAUUAGGUGCUUUAGUGAAGAAAAUAAUGAAAACUGAUAGACAGAGGCAAUUGUGCUUUCAUGUAAAGUGCACCCACACUUAUUAUAUAUCAUUAUUAUUAUACUUAUUAUAUAUCAUUAUUAUUAUACUUAUUAUAUAUCAUUUUGUUCAGGAGUUAUAGGGCUUUCAUUUCAAAUAAAGUAUUUAUAUGUGAAACAUAAUUUAAUAUGAAUAAAAUCUACAAAUGUGAGUGAAUUUAAGAAAUUUUAUUUUCCAAGUUCUGCACACUCAUUUGUGUUCAGUGAUGUAUCAUGAGUACAACAGUAAACCAACCCCAUGUACAGGUUUUAUGGGGUUGUGGAAAGUUACAGGGUCAAAUAUAGUCCUUGCCUAUUUCAAAGGGGUCGUGCCUUUAAUUACCACAAUCUAUUAAAAGGGGCUUUGCUUUUAAGUACAGAUAUGUUAAUAACGGGGCUGUGCCUUCAAUUACAGCAAUCUAGAUGGAAUGGGGCUGUUCCUUUAAAUCCCCUGAUCUAGUAACAAAGUUGCUGGGUCUUUAAUUAUAGAGAUCUAUUAUAAAAGGGAUUGUACCUUGUAUUACUGCGAUAAAAGGAAAAGGGGUUGUGCCUUUAAUUAUAGUGAUCUGUUAAUAAAGGGGCUGUGUCUUUAAUUAUAGAGAUCUGUUAAUAAAGGCGAUGUGCCUUCAAUUACAGGAAUCUAGUGGUGCAAUUUAACCUUGUGUAAGAAUACUUUGGUUGUAUUUUAACUCCUUAAAGGGACACUAAAAAUAUUAAUGCAUUCGUUUUUGGACAUGUGAAUACACUGUGUCUUUGUAUGCUCAAAUCUUUAUACUUUUUUUGCACAAAAACAAAUAUUUUACAGAAUACUGCAUCAUAAGCUUGCCCCCUUAGCCAAGUCCCCUCGUGCCAGAAAGGCUUCCAUAUGAAAAGUAUGCACACAGUCUCCUCAACAGCACUGAGUGGUCAGCUUUUAAUUCAAAGCAUGGCUGCAGACAGUCUGAUAAACUACAAACAGGUAUCAUAUAUGCCUCCCUGGGUGUUCUCUGCUUCUAAUGCAGGUUGUUUUGCAGUUCAGAUCACUCAGUGCUGUCAUUGGCUGAGCUGUGUACAUACAUUGAUAAGGACGUAUUUUUCUGGAGUCAGGGGGCAUGGCUAUAGAAGCAAAAACUAUAAAGAUUUAAGAAUGCAAACAAUACAGCACAUUAAUGAGGUUAAAACAUAUCAAAUGCAUUAAAGUAGUAUUUGUGCCCUUUAAUGACCACAAGGCCCUUUUGAGAUGCGACGUGUGUGAUCAAGGCCUUUUUGCACUUUUACCAUGCGUUCAUUCUACCACAAUUUCUCCACUUCUGUUCCAUUUUUUCCCCCAUGCUGUUUUAGUUGAACUUUAGUAACAGAGCAGGAUAUACUUUUUUUUUUAUUUAUUUUUUUUUUAAACAGACUGUACAAUAAAGGAAGUUUAAACAUUAGAUCUCUCUUCACAGGAAGUGUUUAGGAAGGCUGUGCAUUUUACAUGCAGGGAGGUGCGACUAGGGCUGCAUAAACAAAGAGAUUUAACUCCUAACUGGCAGAGAACUGAGCAGUGAAACUACAGAGGCAUAAUCUGUACACCAAAACUGCUUCAUUAAGCUAAAGCUGUGUUGGUGCUUAUAGUCCUUUUGAGGGGUUAAAAUACGUUUAUUUUUUUGUUCCUACUUUUUUUUUUGGUUGGCUUUGUGAGUUAAAAUAAAACUAAUUUUACGAAAAUGUUAAUCUUGUGCUGGAGCUCCCUUCAUUGCAGUGUUUUACUGCAAUUCUCCAGUACACACAAACACACACAAUUGUUUCAUAUUGGGCCCUAGAAAACCCCAUAUUUGAGUAUUGUUCAAUCUACUGGAACAUUGAUCAGAGGCUGCAGUCCGUCACAAGCCAAAUUCCCUGCGCUGUUUGCCAGUGCUGGCUUGGAAGGUAUUGAUGCUGGCAAACCAUGCAAUCCUUCUUUUAUGAGCUGCCCGUUGGCUGGAUCCUGUUGCACAGUGAGAGGGAGUGUGGAACUGGGCUGAGAUUGUCUGCCUGGUAAUCAGGAUAAAUAAGAAGAUGUGUUUCUCAUUCACCAGUGCAGUCAGCAGAGGUGUUUAAAAAUAUAUAUCACGGUGCAGUCAGCAGAGAUGUUUAUAAUAGAUCACUGGUGCAGGCACAGUGUUUUGGAUAGCACUGAUGGUAAUGGGUUCAGUGAACGUAGAAUAGAGAUUAUGUGGCUUUUUUGGCGUGUACAAUUUGGCUUCUCAGUUCCCAGGCUUACUGCCAAUAUAUUUAAUAAACCAAACUGUAAGAAUUCUUCUCUUCUCAUAGUUUCAACAUAGGGGUCACACACUCACCUUGUAGUGGAUCACACUGUGAAUUGCGGUUGGUGAUUCUGUGGGACUGAUUCUUACUCUGUUCACCUGCAGGAUAGUAUCAGUUUACUCCUGGAUGCCGUGAGGACCAGGAAUGAAGAACUUGCCGAAACCUGGAAGAAAUCAGAGCAGUGGGCAACCAUCGAACAGCUGUGCAGUGAGUUCCUUUUAAAGCACUGUAUGAUUCACACCAUAAUACCAUCUAUUGGGAGUGAUGUCCAGCUUAAAUUGUUUGUUCUGUAAUGCUUGUCAAACAUCUCUGGCUGGUCAGGCAUUAUGGGGAGAGCUUUUCUGCAAUGGAGUGUAGAUCCAGAAUAAGGGAGUGUCGCAACAUAUGUGGCAAAUGUUAUGUCCACAAGCUGGAUUUGGGCUUUUAUUAAUUACACUGUGGUAUGUGUGAAUAAGGGGUUGAAAACCCCUGGGCAUCAGUGAAACCCACAUGUAGGUAAUGAUGCAUAAUGGGAAUCAGUCAAAGCCUACAAUGAUCACACUGCCACCUGAUCUUUUCUGCCGCUAGCUGUGCUGAAAGGGCAUAAUAACCAAUCCUGGUCUUCCUUUACAACAAGUUCGGCCAAGAAUGGGCUCUUUGUAUUAUGUCUGUGUACGGCAAAAUUUUCAACAUGUAAUCCACCUCAUCGGUCUCCUGAUUUUAUUCUUUUUAUUUCUCAGGCACCGUUGGUGUUCAGCCCUCUGAACUUCAUGAAUUUGGAGCGAUUGGAGGAACUACGCAUGUUCCUGCAACUGCCAUGUGGUCCUGUUUGCACUGCACCUUCAUGAAUCAGGCGGGUACAGACCAGUGCGAGAUGUGCCGGCUUCCCCGGGCCUAAGAGCAGUCCUUUUGAUUGGGGGGCAUGCAAAAAACAUCGCCCUCAUGGAGCUGCCCCUUGCAGCAAGAUUUCAGCCAGUCCCCAACCCUGUUAUGUUGCUUUUAGGGCUCUGUGAGGGAGAAGCCCCAUGUGCCGGUCCUGCAGGUAUUCACUUCUCCAUGAGUUGCCCAUAGCAGUAACGGCAUCAAAGCUUACUCAUCCACAGACAAAGGAAGCGCCAUCAUUUUUGGGUGCGAGUUGUCAUUUUGGCAUCCUUGUAUUAAUCCACAACAUUAAAGCACGGUCUGCAGUUUGCAGAAACCCCCAAAAAUAUAUAAUACAUAUAUCUAGAUUUGAAACGUUUAACCAUAAUUUUUUGAAUUUUAUUUAAUAUUCAUGCAAAACCACAAUCCCGGAGACCAUAACUCUACAUGUUGCAAGCAGGAGAUAUAUGCCAUCCUGGCACUAGAAGGGUUAUGAUGUUAGCGCUAGUUACCAUUGGCAUCAAGUGUUUCACUUACCCUUUUGUUGCCAAUCACUGUUUGUGUUAGUCAUUUCUGGUGCUCAAAAGGCUAAUGGGGGAUCUCACUCCCAAGACAAAAUAUGUGUUUGUUUUAAAAUUCUAGGGAUUAAACUUUGCCCAUUCCACAAAUAAUCUUUCUCUUAUCCUUUAAUGUGUUUUAACAUAAAUUGCUACCCUCUAAAUAUACAGCCAUAAAGCAUCCCAGUGGUGCAGGAAAAAAGGUGGUUGACAUGAAACUCUUGAACAUUCAAACAUGCAAAAAAAAAACGCUCAGUGGCGAUUAUCGUUAUUGUGUCCAGCAAGUAUUAUUUGGAGUUUGCCAACUGUAACCUAUAAUAACACUAUAUAUUUAAAUCCAAAACAUAAAACCUUAGUUUUGAAUGGAUUAAAUGUGCGUGGAACCUUAUUAAAAAGAAGGGGGAAACAUUAACCAGUGAAAAGGGGUGAAAUCCCACCACAGUUUUAGAUAACUGUUCAGUAUAUCUGGAGUUUAUUACAAGGUAUUAAACUCUGACUUAUCUGAUUUAUUUUAGUAUGCCAACUCGGUGCUUUCCGGAUGGCUGUUGUGGAAGCAUUCACCUGUGAAACCAACAUGUUUUUAUUUAAGACUGAACACGCACUUUCUAUGGAUAUUAUUAUUAUUAUGAAAGUACUAAAGGUUUGAGUGUUUUAAAGCAUUAUCGGUUAGCAUUGCUCACUUUUUCCUGGCAUCCUAAAAUUCUCAUAAAAUCGAAUAGAUUGGUUCACAGACUUUAUAAAAGUGUGUAGCAUGAACUCUCUGAUACGGCAUAGUUCCACCUACCCCAUCCAGAUAUUGGAAUAAAAGAUUGGAGUGAAAUAAGCAGUUUACUAAAUCGUAGUUUCUGUGUUUAUUAUCCAGACUAAUAUCUAAUAUAGUUGGGAGCAGUGAUAGCUUAUUAUGCCUAACUGAGCAUGCUGGGAGAUGUAUUUAGAAGCAGCUGAAUACCAAGGUUGGCAUUCACUCAUUUACUAUCUGAAUUGUCAAUGGUGCUCCUCCUGCUGAUGGAUUACAGCCUCUGGCUGAGGUUAAUGUGAGUUUUAUUUCAAUAGUUACAUGGUUUGUUGAGCCCCGGUUUAACAGAGAGUGAGGAGAUUAUCUUGUUAACUAAUCCAUUUAUUUAUAAAGUUGGAUGCUGACAAAGCUUUAUCGAGUGCCUUAUCCCUGCAAUCCCAUGGAAGCUCGAUCCUUGUUUUAGUAAAGAUGAUUUUAGUUUUUGGGUUGUGGGGGCCAAGGGACUUCUAAUUUUGUUGUGUUUUUUUGUUUUGUUGCUGAGAUGAAGAUUUUAGUAAGCAAUUGUCACUAGCCCUCCCCUCCCAAUGUGUUAUAGAUACAUUAAGUGUGCAGUUUCCAGGAUUAAUUGUCCAUAUAAUACAGAACAGAUACAAUAUGCCCUUGGUUAAAAGGUAAGAGAUCUAUGGCUCCAGCUGUACACUUGGUUCCCUCACAAGAGAAACCUAAGUUGUGUCAGCUGAGGUUUGCCACAGGCCAUGUGUGCUAAAUUUGGAAGUAUGCAUUCAAAAAGUUACUAUCUGAUCAUUUCAUAUAAUCGCGCACCCAGGCAGGGCAAUAUUCACCAGGAGCGAAUAAGUCCUGUUUAAAGGGACACUAUAGGCAUAAAAAAAACUUCAUGAAGCAGUUUUGGUGUAUAGAUCAUGCCUCUGCAGUCUCAAUUAUCUGCCAUAUAUCUAGGAGUUAAAUAAGUUUUGUUUCUGUUUAUGCAGCCCUAGCCACACCUCCCCUGGCUGUGACUGACACAGCCUGCAUUAAAUUAAGGUUUCAUUUCCAUCCGAUGUUAACUAACUUUAGACAUUUUUAGCCUUAUAAACAAAGUGACUUAUCUCCUAAAUGGCAGAUAACUGAGCAGUGAGACUGCAGGGGCAUGUUCUAUACACCAACACUGAUUCAUUAAGCUAAAGUUAUUUUGGUGCCUAUAAUAUCCCAAACUGUGUGAAAAGAUAGAACAUAAUGCUAUAAAGGGAAAAGGAACAACAUUAAAAACUUAACCGAAAAAAAAACCUAUUAACUGCCCACUAUCCCAAAUUCCUAGGCACGUUUAACACUGUUUUUUUUUUUUUGUUUAUUAACACUUUGAUGCUAGAAACCUCUGUUAUUUAAAUGUGCAUAAGGAUUGGGCAUUGUUUGCAGGUGACUUUUUUUUUUUGUCUAUGUAUUUGGGCUGAUGAUGUAUUGCUGCUGGCCCAUAGUAGUGAGAGUCUGAGUGCAGGGCUUAAUUUUGUGUGUUAACAGAAAAGGAAGUGGAAAGUAAACAGAAAAUGAAGAGCAGGUUAAAAACAAAGAUGGUGGACGGAAACUGUUGUUGAAGAUGUAAUAGGCCCUGGGAGGGUGUGGUGGGUUUAGCAAUUCUCUAGUGACUAUCUGUUGUGAUUUUUUUUUUUUUCUUUUUUCAUUAACCCAGAAUACAAGUAAGAUGUCCUACCCAGAAUACAAUGUUAAAUAAAUUUUGUAUGAAAUGAAUUGUCCUGGUGACAAGUGUAGCCAAUUGUCCUGGUGACAAGUGUCGGCCAUGGUGUGGAGAUGUGUAAUCUCUAUCAUUUAUAAUAUGUCCUAGUGUACAGAAUUAAUAGUGACAUAGCAGGGUGUAUACACGUAAUGCAAAAUACAAAACUGAGGCAGAAAAAUGGUACUAUAAAAAAUAUUCUGCAACUUGCAGGUUAGUGAAUAGACCAGAGUUAUUAAAGGGCUUCUCUGACCAUUUUUAUCACCAUUUUGGCACUCUAUUGGGCACAAACCCACAUAAAUAACAAGUUUAAAACUUACCUGUAAUCCAGCACCAAAACGUACCUGUAAUUACCUGAAUCUCCCGGCGCUGAUUUCCACGUCCCGUCUGACAUCUUGCCUGUACUUGCAUGGUCCAACCACACGGACUGUUUCGCUGGCUCAGAGCACAGGGGGAAAGAGAAGAUACAAGGAACCACAGGGAUGGAGGGGAGAGGAUGUGCAGUGCCUGCAAGGGAUAAAAUUGUUACGUCUGCAAGCGUGCAGUGCACACUAACAACAGAUUUAAAAUAUACACAGAAUUGACAAUUGGCAGUCUGGAGCAGCGUUCUUAACUCCCAACAUACAAGUGCACAUAUAUCUCUGAAUGGUUUAAACAGAAAUGCUGCACAUCCAGAUUCCUACCACCAUGACCACUUCAAAUCACUGAAGUAGUCAUGGUGGUUGAGUUAACCCUUUAACGUUGGGUUCAUAUUGGUCCCCAACAUUUCUGCUAGCCGAGCGAACACCAAAAUGAGGCUGAUGUUUAGAUAUCUCUAAAUGUUGUGGGGGAUAUCACAGGAAGUCACAAAAUCGCAAUGAACAUGACUUUGUCCAGUCAAAUGUUUCUCAUAGAGAAGCAUUGAGGACAUUAUGCAUCCACAGCAGUCUUGCCUAUCCUCGAUUCCUGUGCUUCUCUAUAAUAAGCAUUGAAUCCAGUUAUUUUUAUUGGAAUAACAUUAGGCGUACAGUGUGUCUGGGAUUGACGCACUUUGCUUGUUGAUGUUGGAAGUCAAAUAGAUUCCAUAACUGAAUGUAUAAUCAGUCUUAUGCCUUUCAUGGUCGUCUGAAUGACAGGUGAGAAACAGUGCUGUUUCUCUGUAACGGCACAGUUUACAACAGCAAGGCUGCAGGGACAGCAUCUAUGCAUCCAUUGACAUCAUCAAACACCAGGUGAUUUGGGUGAUUAGAUUGUCCCUUUAAAGACAUUUUGCUAAUAUUGAAUGUCCUGCUUACUUUGUGUUUGCAACUCUACACAUUCUAAUUCACAUUUGCAACUCUACACUUUUCCCAGGCUGUGACUGUUUGGUGAUCCUCGCCAUUUGGUCAGUCAAAAACUGGAGAUAUUAAACCGUAACAUUUUCUUAAUUUAUUUUUUACUUUAAAAUCAAACUGUGAGCUUUAGUGGUUAUGGUGUUUACACUGUUGCUUUUAUAUGUGUGCUGUUGCAUUUCCUUUAUUAGAAAGGUUCAUUGUCUUAUUGGCCAAAUCUGGGGAUAUUUUUUGACAGACCCCAAGUUAUGUACCUGAUGUUGGCUUGGCAACUUUUUAUCCCAAUAUAAAUGUAGCUAAUUGAUGUAUUGAUUUGUAAUUUAGAGGUAAGGAUAUAUCUACAAACUCAUUUCGUAGAUAUUUUUCAGUAUCGGACAUCUCUAUUGCAUUGAAAAUGUUUAUUAUGUGCUUGUUCUAAGCAGUGAAGACCCACUGAAAAUAGCUUGGUCUCCCGAUUUUCAGUGUUAAUCCAGCAAUUGAGAACCCCAGGGCUAAAUUUAGUAUCAAUUUAGCACCCAAAGAAAUUAACCAAAGUCAAGAGUGCCUUAUUGUCUUUGAACAAUACUACAUGUCCCCUGGCUUCUAAUUACUAACAUUCCCCACCCAUCCUUUCAAGGGCCCCAAUGAUGUUUUACCCAUAAAUCUGCUGAUUCCCACCAAUCUCAGCCAGACAGAGGGCAGAAAUGUUCAGGCCUUGUGUUAAUUCUCCCUCACGUUGCAAUCUCUCACUUCCCGUCCUACAAUGACGACUUGUUUUUAUUAUUUGGAUUGUAGAAUAUAUAUAUUUUUUUGUUGUUGUUGUAGUUAUUGCCCAGUGUGUGUCAGAAAAGGUACAUAAUGUUACGUUCUCCGGGAUUUCUGACAUUAAAGAACUCACAAGACACCAUAUAGUCAGGGUUUAAACAUGGCGGUUAUUUUCCUGCAGUGUUAAUUUAUUCAUCCUGCAAGGGAUUGGCGUAUAGCUGCAAGAUUUUUGUUAAUUUAAUAAUAUUUUCAUGGUGUUUUCUAGGAGUGUGGGGCAGAGAGUGAUCAGAGUAGUGUUUCAUUAUGUUCUGACUAUUGAAGUGAAAUAAAAGCUCUUUAAAAAUGGAA